UCAGCAAGAAGGGUUUGGAGGAAUUAUCUUCCAGCAAUAAAUGGGAUAGUGUAUCUUGUGGACUGUGCUGAUCAUGAACGCCUUCAAGAAGCCAAAACUGAGUUGGAUGCCCUCUUAACUGAUGAAACCAUCUCCAAUGUGCCAAUCCUUAUUUUGGGGAAUAAAAUCGACCGUCCAGAAGCAAUUAGUGAAGAUGUGCUGAGAGGAAUGUUUGGUCUUUAUGGACACACCACAGGAAAGGGGAAUGUUUCACUGAAGGAACUCAACCUGAGGCCAAUGGAAGUCUUUAUGUGCAGUGUGUUGAAGAGACAAGGAUAUGGAGAAGGUUUUCGAUGGCUUUCAGAGUAUAUUGAUUAACUUAUUUAAGGUUUAUUAAUUCAAACCCCAUGUAUUUUUUAUUUAGUAAUUGAUUAUUUAUCUUUUAAUGAAACUAAUGAAACUAGUAACCAAGGGAGUUUGCUUUAACAGUUGACUGAGUUGAAUUAUUUUAAGAGAUGGCAUCCAGUUAAAAAACAAAAAGUGUCAAUUUUAUAGCAUGUGAAAGGUAAACAUACCAUUGAACAUUUGAAUCAAUGACUUUUAAUCAGGGGUAUAUCACUUGUGCUGUGAAAUUCUGAUGUGAAAUCAUCAGAUGAUACAGAAUCAGUGUUUUUGUUUUCAUGUUCUAUUACCUCAGUGCCUUAAUGUUGGUGGUUUUUCCUAGUUCUGGAUUUCCCAGUUCAAAAAAAAAACUUUUGAAGUGAUUUGGUGUGGAUUGCCAGUGCAUAUAUGCUUGCGUAUCAACAGUACGGAGAUUUAAAAUGAAAUAUUUAUUUAUAAUAUUUAAAAGUACAAGUGUUUGAUUUGUAUGAUGUAUUUUGAUACUUUUAAUUCUGUGCUUAUGUAACACUCGGAGCCAUGAUGUGACUACAUUAGACAGUUUCCACACUAACUACCUGGCUAUGCAAUGAGUACUUUUUGACUGUCAUCUGUGACUUAUUUGCAGUUAUGGCAUGAGAGUACAAAGGCUUUUAAAUUAAAUUCAUAGAAUAGGCCUGUGCAAUAGAAAAAUGUGUCAUAUUACUAGCUCACUUACCCAGGCGUAUGUGAAAGGAUUGGGAUUUCCAAUGCUGCUUAUCUUUUCAAAUGGCUAUGGCAAUUAUUUACAUGGCACUUGUAGCAUUUAUGUACUGAAGUAAGCAACAGCAAUAAUAAAAAAAGAAUAUUUUGGAUUUUCCGUAGCCUAUAUACUUUGAUAUUAAAAAAAAAAAA
Carassius auratus (goldfish) is the source of this 1251-nucleotide messenger RNA. Its product is annotated as GTP-binding protein SAR1b-like. Gene Ontology annotation, biological process: intracellular protein transport. The record is from RefSeq and is a predicted model, not a curated record. The annotation marks the transcript as partial. The transcript has 3 exons. Lineage: Eukaryota; Metazoa; Chordata; Actinopteri; Cypriniformes; Cyprinidae. Gene Ontology annotation, molecular function: GTPase activity; GTP binding.